Molecule: messenger RNA, 535 nt
Organism: Striga hermonthica
Lineage: Eukaryota; Viridiplantae; Streptophyta; Magnoliopsida; Lamiales; Orobanchaceae
Source: the annotation of a GenBank genome assembly
GAAACUAUGAAAGGAUUACUUUUAGCAUUGCUUGAUGAUCCUAGUAAGAAGAUCCGCACUGCAGUAAGUGUGGCUGUAUCGGCGAUUGCGCCAGAAGAUUGGCCUGAAUUAGUGCCUUAUCUUUUAAAUUUAAUUUACAACAACAGUACACUGAAUGCUGUGCAUGGAGCUUUGCUGUGCUUGUCUCUUAUUUCCUCGGACAUGGAUGGCGAGAUGGUGGCCCAACUUGCCCCAGAUUUAUUCCCAUGCUUGCAAUCGAUGAUAUCGUGUCCUGAGAGCUAUGACAGAAGUCUGAGGUCUAAAGCUCUGUCUCUAUUUCAUAAUUGUACUUCACUGGGUUGGGCUAUGAGUGGUGUAUACAAGAUGGGAACACCCACCAAAAUGCUGAAACGUUGGAUAAAAGGAUUCUCGUCAAUCUUGUCAGAGCCGGUGCCAUCUGAAGAUCCUGAUGAUUGGAGCAUAAGGAAGGAGGUGUUAAAGUGUUUUAAUCAGUUCAUUCAGAACUUUCCCACCUUUACAAAAACUUAUUUUGCAG